This is a messenger RNA of Ceutorhynchus assimilis (cabbage seed weevil), 3509 nucleotides long. The record is from the annotation of a GenBank genome assembly. NCBI's taxonomy places the organism in Eukaryota, Metazoa, Arthropoda, Insecta, Coleoptera, Curculionidae.
AUUAAAUAAUUUGUGUGUAAGUUUAAAAAAAAUGGAUUCAAGCCCCACAGAAGAUGAUUUAUUAGAUGAGGACAGUUCCGAGUUCUUUAUCAAUUUCCCUCCAGAAGUCCAAAAAGCCAUAGAUGAGGUCCUUCCUUCUCGGGACUCCUUGGAUGGACCAGAUUUCAACAGUAUCGAUUACAUAAAUUCCCUUUUUCCAACUGAACAAUCAUUGUCGAAUAUCGACGAGGUUGUAAUAAAAAUGGAAAAUCAAAUACACACUAUAGACAAUGAAAUAUCUACUGUUAUUCGUAGUCAAAUUGAUGCUAGCAAAGAUGGAAGGGAAGCAUUGGAUGAAGCCCAAAAAAUAAUCAAACAUCUUUUUGUACACAUAACAGAUAUCAAAGAAAGGGCUGAAAAGUCAGAGGAAAUGGUACGGGAAAUCACUAGAGAUAUUAAACAAUUAGACUGUGCUAAAAGGAAUUUAACAUUAGCUAUUACAACCCUAAACCAUCUUCACAUGUUAGUAGGUGGUGUAGACACCCUUAAAUCUCUAACACAAAAACGCCUUUAUGGCGAAAUAGCCUUACCAUUACAAGCCAUCAGCGAAGUGAUGUCUCAUUUUGAAAAUUACUCGGACAUUCCCCAAAUCAAAAGCCUCAGUGAUCAAGUGAACAGCAUACACUUCGAACUGGCCCAACAAAUAACGCACGAUUUCAAAGAAGCAUUCCAAGGUGCAAAUAGCAAAGGUCAUUUGCCUAAUAAGCAGCUGCAACAAGCCUGUUUGGUGGUCUCGAUAUUAGAUCAGAAAGUUAAAAGGGAAUUGUUGAAAUGGUUUGUCGAUUUGCAACUGCAAGAAUAUAGUCAUUUGUUUCAAGAAACUGAAGAUACUGCUUGGUUGGAUAAGAUUGAUAAGAGGUACGCUUGGAUUAAGAGGCAUCUGUUGGAGUUUGAAGAUAGACUUGGAACUAUGUUUCCUCAAAACUGGGAAGUAUCUGAACGAAUAGCCGUUCAAUUCUGCCACAACACCAGAGAAGAAUUAUCCAAAAUUAUGGCCAAAAGAAAAAACGAAAUCGACGUGAAACUACUUUUAUAUGCCAUCCAAAAAACUUCAGCUUUUGAAAGUUUACUUUUCAAAAGAUUUACUGGUGUAACACUAAAGGAAAACUUGGAGGAAAGCACCAAGGAAAAAUCUAAAAGUGAUAAAUCAAGUUAUGGUAAUUUACAAAGAAGUGGAUCCAUAAACGAACCAACAAAUGCAGAAUUUGAUGUUUUCGCAUCACCAUUUCAUGGACUUAUAGGCAGAUGUUUUAUAACUCAUUUAGAAAUUUACAUAGAUAGUGUAGAUAGAAAUUUAGCUGACCUUAUCGAUAGAUUUGUGCAAGAUGAAAAACAGCAUAGGCCUACAGAAAACACAGAAACCCAAGCUGCUAUAUUACCGUCUUGUCCUGAUUUGUUUGUUUUUUAUAAAAAAAGUAUGAUACAGUGUACACAGCUUGAUAGGGGACAAUCGAUGCUAAGCUUAACGAGAACAUUCCAAAAAUACCUGCACGAGUAUUCUGAAAAAUUGUUACAAAAUAAUCUACCAAAAGUUGAAGCACAAACUCUAGGAUCCUCUGUACAAAAUUUCACUAAAGAUUUACAAAAAAUCUCAACAUCGGGCCUGAUCCAUAACUUUUCAUCUUUAUUAAAAGAAGGAGAAAUUACUAGAUUCACAAAAGAUGAGCAAACCAAAAUAUGUUGUAUUCUAACAACUGCAGAGUAUUGUUUGGAAACUACUCAGCAACUUCAGGACAAACUCAAAGAAAAAAUUGAGCUACAUUUAGCUGAGCAAAUUGACUUGUCUAAAGAACAAGACCAAUUUCAUAAAGUAAUAUCAAAUUGCAUUCAACUAUUGGUGCAAGACUUGGAAAAUGCCUGUGAUCCCUCACUUACAGCAAUGUCUAAAAUUCCUUGGCAAAAUAUUGAUGCAGUUGGAGAUCAGAGUCCUUAUAUUACUUCUAUAACUACUCAUCUGAAAACCACAGUUCCCAUAAUAAGAGAUAAUUUGGCGCAUUCUAGGAAAUAUUUUACUCAAUUUUGUAUUAAGUUUGCCAAUAGUUUCAUACCAAAGUUUAUACAGAGUAUUUACAAAUGUAAGCCGAUUAAUACUGAAGGUGCAGAACAACUUCUCUUGGAUACCCACAUGUUGAAAACAGUUCUUCUCAAUCUACCAUCAAUAGCAUCUCAAAUAAAUAGAUCUGCUCCAGCGGCAUAUUCCAAAGUUGUCACCAAAGGUAUGACCAAAGCAGAAAUGAUUUUAAAAGUUGUGAUGACGCCUAUAGAACCGGAAAAAAAUUUCGUGGAUCAGUGCAAGAAACUUUUGCCAGAAUGCCAGCUGACGGAAUUCUGUAAAAUAUUAGAAAUGAAAACUGUCAAAAGGCAAGAACAGGCGUUAUUAGUCGACUUGUUCAAGAGCAAAAAAUAGAAAAUAAUUUUACUGUUUAUGUAUUAUGGAAAUCAAAAUAUGUUAAUGUAAUAUGUAUUAGACUUCUGCCAUUUUGUUGGGUUUCACAGGAGUUAAUUUUCAAUUGUUAUGAAUUUUUGUCCGAAUUUUAGUGUUAGUGCAAUUUUUGUAUGUUCUUAUUUAUGAAUUCAGUUAUGUACUUAAAAGUUUGUGUCUUAUUUUAAUUGUUAAUUUAUUGUCUGUGGUUUUAAUUCACUCGUAAUAUAUUCAGGCAAUCUAGAGUAUUUCAGGUAUUAAUUUAUUAUUAUUCUUUAAAUACAAAUAUGUUGUCAAAUUUGAGGCUCUCAAUUGAUUCCUUUCCUAUAAAAGAAACAAUGUUUUCAAUAGAAAAAGUUAUCAUCAUCAUAAGCAGCACAGGAGGAUGGUUGAUGUUUUUGAGGAAGGAAUAAUAAAGUCAUAUUGCAAUUGAUAAAACUAUGCUCAUUAAUGUUUUAAAAAAAAAUAACAAAAAUCUUUACUUACUAAACACAAAUUUACACUUGUCUGUGUACAGUUUCUCUUAACACAUGUUUAGAAAUAAUUUCAUUAUAAGCUUUCCUAGAUAAAUCGCAAAGUUCGGCACUUUUCUGAGCCGAAACUUCAAGUCCUCUUCCUCUGUGAAUAUCAAAAUGACUGACCAGAGAAGCUUGACUCUCGCCAACUUCCUUCAGUUGCGUUAUAAUCCCCAAAAUGUCGUCUUUCAAUGGUGGAAAUGCUUCGUAAAUCCUUAUCAAAGCUGGCAAGACCGGUUUGAAGUGUUUUACGCGUUGUGCACUUGAGAUCCCUUCAAAUAUAAAAUAAAUUAAUAAUGAAAUAACACAUACACACACAAAAUCUACCUCCCAAUAUCGCGUACAACAAAUUCAAAGCAGUGACGCACAAAUUCAGACUCUUUGGCAAAGCAUAUUGGAUACACAAAUGUGAUAAUAACAGAAUGGCAAAAAUUUGUUUGUCCAAUCUUGGCUGUUGCAUUAGAACUAGCAGGAAAUCUAGGCAAAUGUGCAUUGACGGGACUCCUUUCACAACAACUUCAAUUAGAUCAUUU